AGAACUCCUACGUGAGAGUACUGUCCCCUGAGCAAGCUACUGUCUGCGUGUUGUUGCUGAUGCUGCUGUUGAUGCUACUGUUCAUCAGUAGGCCACAGUGACUGAUUAUUUUAACGUGAACAGGAUGCACAAAGUGGAAGGCUUAUUGUAAGAUUAGUGUUAUCAACACUUUUACCUUUAAUAUUACCAAGAGUUUAUAAUGAGUCACCAGAAAUUGUGAAAAUGUUGAUAACAUGAUUCUGGGAAUAAAUAAUACGUCUGUCACUUUACCGGUUGGGAUAUCCCAGUCCAGCGAAAUUAUCUUGCCGCGACAGUUGCAACAGCAGUUGGGCAGAGAGAUUAAAAGCUUUCUACUGGAGGAUUUACUGCCUUCUCGUCCCACAAUGACAAGUGAUGGUCAUCACAAGACUUUCGAUCUUUUACAAAGCAAAAGAUACAGAACUUUACUACUGUGUUUGUUGAUGACAUACGAUCACACAAACAUUAUAGACAGAUACAAAAUCACUAGUGAAUGUAUUGGCAGCAGAGAGCAAAGCAUCUUCGGUAAUAAGUGGGACAUAUUUAAAAGGGAUAAGGAUCACAGAACAUUUAAAAAGGCUUUAUUGUUUGCACAAAAUAUAUCAGUGGUUUCUAAACAUCAUGUAAUGACAGCGAAAACACAAAAAAUUCAUUCACACAAAUACUUGCAUAAAACUGCUGCGAAAUUUAAGAGAAGACUUCUCAAUCAACACAUUCUGAAUUAUGUUUUUGACCAUAACAGCACCAGAGAUGCUUCAGGACUUGAUAAUGAGACGACAAUGUCACCUUCCCAAAUAUACAUCAGAGGAAAACGCUCCUUAGAACAUCCAGUACGGAAGAUUAAAUAUAAAAGCAGAUUACCAGUUGUUUUAGAAGAUGCUGCAACAAUAUCCAGAGCAAAAUUAAACAGCACAAGAAAUGUGAAUAAAACUGAAUUGGACUACCAUUUUGCACAAAGGUUUUCGCAAAGUCACCCAAGCAUGACCACCAGCCAAAUGAUAACUGCUGGUCCGCUAAAGCAGUAUCUGGGUCUGGAUGGAAAUCCCUUCAAUAUGACACAGUUUAAGGAGAUGCUAAAGAAGCAAGCCCUCAUUCGUCAUGUGUCACAUGGUGCUGAAAUGGCAUACCUGUGUCUAGUCGGGCUUAUAGUUGCUAUGUUGUGGACAAUCUGGUACUUAGGUGGAUUUGCACGCUGUCAUUAUCAGCCAAAACACCAUGUGUACUUUUCAGAGGAAGAUAAUUAUCUAUCUGUAAGAGAGGUGCUGGAAAAAAAGAGGCAGUACUUGCCAAUGUUUAAAGGAAAACCAGAAUGGGAGGAUGUUCUAACGUGUAACCAUAGAACUAAUCCAUGAAACUGGUUCCUUUCAUGCGUAUCUGAUUUGUGCUACUUAAGUAGCAACUAUAGAUUUAUUUCUUGUUGCAUAGUAAAGUACCAUUUAUAAUUUCAACAUAAAAUUAAAUGAUGUGUUAUUAAAUAACAGUGAAAGACAUAUUGCAUUUACUUCAAAGCAACAUCAUAUAAUUUUACUUAGUGUAAGAUUAGGAAUUUUAAUUCCUUGAUAUUUAUGUUUAAACUCAAACAGUUCCUCCAAUUUAAAGUUGCAAUAUGAGUAUAAAUGAUUCAUACUGUGCUCACACAUUGCUGAUCAAAAGUGCUGUUAAUAUGGCAUGCAAGUGGUUGGUUUAUUUCUUGCAGAUUUAUGCAUCUUAGCACUGAAAACUAUAAAGUGGUCAGCAGUUUUGUUCACAGGAGUACUUUGUGAAAAUGCAUUAAUCUUGGGAGGUCUGCUGGAAUAGUGUCCAUAUUUCUGUAUAAGCUUUUCAACUGUUUCAAACUGGCACACUAAAGUGUUUAACAUUUUUCUCCAUGAUGACAUACAUAGGUUUUGGAAAUGUUUUGAGGUUUAUGUUUUUUUUACACAUUUGUGGAUACAUCAGCUGGAUGUUGAUACUGUGAAAUUGGGAAUAUCUGUAUUUUUUGCAAUAAGCAUCAAGGUCUGCGUCAGUAGAAAAGUGAUAAAGAUUUGUCUUUGGUCUUUAAAGUUUAUUUCUAAUAUAUAUUAACACGUUUUAAAUGGUGUACUGUUCUUAUGGCAUUUUUGUGACUUUAGUUGAGCAUUUAUUAGGAUUCUGCUCAACUGGAUAUUGUUAUUUAAUCUAAAGCUACUAUGCAUAUAAAUAAUUUGUUAUUAAUCUAUAGCUUUAAAUGAGAUUGCAGUCAAAUUAUUAAUUUAUGUGAUUUAUUGUAUUUAUGAUGAUAAUUUUAACAGUUGCUUUUUCUUAAUUUUAAGGAUGAUAUUGUCUGGCAUUCUGGAAAAAACUAAGAAGGUAAGUGAAAUGGGAAAAUUAGUGCAAAAGAAUUCCUAGCUGCAUAAUCUCACUGCCUUCCAUGGUCUCACUCUGCAUUUCUUAUACAUGGAUUGAUAGAGUGACAAAUUUCUUUCUCUGCAAGGUAUUGCUGACAUCCCUUUCUUAAGUACAUCUUAUGUCUUUUUUACCAUUACCUAGAUGGUUGCAUCAGUUAACACUUGUUAAAAUCUAGUCAAAAAGAGCAGAAUGUAUUCAAUGACUGAAAAUGAAAAUAAAGUGUUAUGGCCGUUAGUGUGUCCUUAAAAUCUAGAACUGGUGUGCCAGAACUGAUCUCUUCAUAAGGAAAGCACAAUAAAAAGCAGCCAUACAUCAAAGCAGUUUCCUCAAAUACUUUCAAAGACAGGUCAUUAUUUUUUUAAUAAAGCAUAAAUUGACAGUUUUUAAAAUUAUUAUUUUUAUGUCAAAUUUUCCAAAUCUGUUUAAAAAAAUUUAGCAUAGAGAAUUGAGUGUUAGCAGUUGUUUAUAUGGCUAAGAAUUUUCAUUUAAUAUUAAGCGCCACUCCAAUAUAAUAGUGAAUGAAAGAAAGACUAGUAGAAAAUGGACACGGGUGCCAUUUGUCAUAUCAUUGUUAUACAUCGUGAUACAGUUGGCCAGUUUAUAAAAAUGUGAGUUGCUUAGUGCCUUUGUUAGUGCAGGAUUGUUUUUUGAUAGCAGGCAAACACUAAGAAAGUGUCAGAAGUUGACAUCCCAUACAUUUUCAUUCACAAAAUUUUUAAGAGAAUCAAUCUUCUUGUGCAAUUUUGAGACACCGUCAUUGUAUUUCUUUUUAUCUCUGUUACACUCAGAAAACUAUUAUCAGCCCCAGAAUGGAAUAUUUCUGAUGCAGUAUUAGUUUGUGCCUGUAAUAACAAUGUGGGGAAAGAGCUUAAGUAAAUAUAUUCCAGGCCUCAGCUACAUAGUUACAGAACUUUUGUAUUUUCAACUUUUGGCAAGAAGCUGCAUAGUGUGUCAUCUGUAAGCAAUCAUGGCUUUGCACAUAACAAAGUUAACUUUCUAUAGAGUUUGCACCACUAAAUGCGAAUGUCAUCAUAGUUACAGCUUACUUGCAACGAUACACCUAACGAACUAAAACAUAACAACUGCGCAAAUCAGAGUUUAUGUGUUUUAGAAGCAACUUUUUGUAUCCAUUUAGUGACACUGGGAAAGCCACCUUAUAGACAUAAAACACGCCUGUUCAAGCCAGAGUUUAUUGGUGUGUACUUUUUUGUUGCACGUAAUUUUGCAAUUUUGGUAAUGGCUUUAACUUUGUGUUUUUAUGUAGUAUGCCUACAUAUGAGUAAUCUCUUUAUGAGACAUGAAAUUCUAUGCAUUAUAAUUGGAAUCCUUUUAAUGUGAUUCAUUGUGAUCUAAGACAGUAUGUCUUUCAUGAAUAGCUGUGUUUUACAGGAGUUCUUUUAAAAAUGUAACAUUUGCUUAUUUCAUUUACCCUUUACAACUAUUAGGCUUCAUCCACCUGUUUAUUUUUGAGAUGAUUGUUGGUAUUGCUUUACCUGUCUUACAGUUGCUAAACUAAUAUAAUGAAAUAUAGUCUUAUUAUUUGAGAGCAAAUAGAGGAUUUUAUUCAAUUUAACAUGCAUCUCAAGAUGUCUGGAGAUCUCUAAAGUGGUAUAGCGAAGAGUAACUUUUUUUAUACUGUGUUUGGAGUAAUUUACGUCUGAUGUAUGAAAGCAUCAUUCCUUUGACACUACAUGUAAGAUUUUAAACAGCACAAAUGACAUAAAAAGAAGUUUUUCUGCUUCUUCUUAAAUAAUGGCAAUAAAAUGUUUAAGAAAUAUGAAACAAAGUUGUGCAACUUUAUUCCCAAACAUUAAAAUUUAAAUAAUCUUAGCUUUAAACAUAACAGACACUCUUUUCAUGCUUUUAUGUCUUUAUGUGAUUGCAAUUCUCAUGAAAUACAAGAGCUAUUAUUUCCUAUACAGGUAGUCUUUGUAAAAUGGCUUUAUGAAAUUACAUAAAUAAUAAAUUUAUUCAUGAUGUUGCUUCUUUUCUUGUGGGAUAUAAGGACAUUGUUCAAAUUUGAACAAAUGUUUAAUGCUUAAGUCAAAGAAGGAAUAAAAAGAUUGUUAACAAGCAUAAAUUUGGAGUCAUGUAUGUGUUCGUGUGCAUGAAAUCAUGCGGAAAAAGCAUUGCCAAAAGUAUUUUUCUGACAAGCAUUUAGCUGGCAAUACAAAGACAAGUUCCUCAUUAAACUACAGCAAAGGCCAUUCAAAGAGAUUUUAUUAUUCAAAGCAUAAUACUAAUAAGCUAAAAAUGUUUGUUGGAACAUUUUGAGCUUUAACACACAAUCUUUGCCAUUUUCCAUAGACUUUUAACAAUAUUUCAAAAAAGGUUUCUGCCAGUAUCAUAUUUUGUAACCAGACAGAGCAGUAUAUAUAAAUUGUUAUUUCUGUCCUCUGUAUUUUAUUUCUGCUUAACAAUAUGUUCUGGGCUGAAAAAAAUCAUAACAGUAAAAUGCUGUACUAUAAUAUUACACAAUGUUGAUAUAAAUCUCACUCCUAUAAUUCUGAAAAGUAUCUUGGAUCUUUCAAAGUAAAAUCUCAUUUUUUUAAACAGUUACAGGCAAAUAUGAGUUUAAAAAAUCAGAAAAAUGCUUGAAUAAUGUAGUGAACAACAAAUGCAAUCUUCAUAUAUAAUUAUAUGCCAAGAGUUUACAUGUCCAUACAUCUAGUAUGAAUGUGAUGAACAUGCAGGUUUUUUUCAAGAGAUGUCCAGCAUGCAUAAAAAAACCCAAG
Messenger RNA from Pomacea canaliculata, 5120 nucleotides. RefSeq lists its product as uncharacterized. The coding region runs from base 234 to 1370 and encodes 378 amino acids. Lineage: Eukaryota; Metazoa; Mollusca; Gastropoda; Architaenioglossa; Ampullariidae. The record is from RefSeq and is a predicted model, not a curated record. The transcript has 5 exons.